Messenger RNA from Suncus etruscus (white-toothed pygmy shrew), 1775 nucleotides. RefSeq names its product ITPRIP like 1 (gene ITPRIPL1). Lineage: Eukaryota; Metazoa; Chordata; Mammalia; Eulipotyphla; Soricidae. Bases 11 to 1648 code for a protein of 545 amino acids. The transcript has a single exon. Gene Ontology annotation, cellular component: membrane. The record is from RefSeq and is a predicted model, not a curated record.
AGAGACCUCCAUGGCUGUGAUAAGCCUUCUGUUCUUGGCAGUGAUGUAUGUUGUUCACCACCCCUUGAUGGUCAGUGACCGGAUGGACCUGGACACGCUUGCCAGAAGCCGGCAACUGCAGAAGCGAAUGAGCGAGGAGAUGCGCCACUUAGAGAUGGAAUUUGAAGAGAGGAAGCGAGCUGCUGAGGAGAAGCAGAAAGCGGAGAACUUCUGGAAAGGAGACCCUGAUGCGGAGGAAUUAGUGCUGGGCAAGAAAGACACGGGUUGGCUCUUCCAAUCCAGCUGGCCUGGCCCCCUAGGCUGGAUGCUAGGGAACCUGUGGAACGCCGGCCUCUUCUGCCUCUUCCUCAUCUUCGAGCUCCUGCGACAGAACAUGCAGCAUGAGCCAGCCUAUGAUUCUAGCAGCGACGAGGAGGAAGAAAUCUGUGUGGUGCCUGUCACUUCCUCCAAAUGGCUGGCCGGCUUCCCUUCCCGGGACACCCUGGAGGCCUUCCAUAAAGUGCAUGUCCAGAAUGCCAUCCGGGACCUGCCCUGCACCUGUGAGUUCGUGGAGAGUUUCGUGGAUGACCUCACCAAGGCCUGCCGGGUGCUCAGUCGUAGGGAAGCGUACCCACAAUUGGAAGAGUGCAUGGGCAUUGGGGCUGCCUUUGAGAAAUGGGGGACUGUCGGUGAGACGCAGCAAUUUGAUGUCCUGGUGCCCAUUGUUCCCCCGCAGGGCACUAUGUUUGUGCUGGAGAUGAGGGAUCCAGCCCUGGGCCGCCGCUGUGGCUCUGUACUGGUGGAGUCGGAAUGUAUGUGCAAGCAUGAGAAACUGCUGGGGGAUGUGUUAUGCUUGGUACACCAUCACAGGGAGCAACCUACUCUCUCAAGCAUGUGCUCCAGCUCCACCAAGGCAGCGCUGUGCACCACCUCCUACCUUGAUGUCUACAAGACCGUUCAGUGGUUCCAAAAUCUUGUGAGCAACGCUUGGGCCCUCGUGGCCCACAAGUAUGACUUCAAGUUCAGCCUCCCACCAUCUAACACCUCUUGCAACCUCCGGCUGGACUAUCGCUCAGGCCGCUCGCUCUCAAUCCACUUGAUUUUAGGGGUGCAGAGAGAAGAUACCUUGGUGUACCUGGUGAGUCAGGCUCCCGAACAGGAACAGCUCACCAGUGUGGACUGGCCUGAGUCCUUUGCAGCUUGUGAGCACUUAUUCCUGAAGCUGGUGGGACGCUUCGCUCCUGAGAACACCUGUCACCUCAAGUGUCUCCAGAUUAUUCUCAGUCUUCGGGACACAAAGAACUUGCCCUCUGGAUCUUCCCUUCCCAUCCUCACCUCAUACCACUUCAAAACAGUGCUCAUGCAUCUAUUGCUACGACUGCCUCUGACGGACUGGCAGCCUGGUAUGCUCUCCCAACGCCUCCAAGACAUCUUCCGGUUCUUGGGCCGAGGUCUCCAGCAAAGGUCCCUUCAUCAUUUCCUCAUUGGCAACACCUUUCUGCCCCUAACCAUCCCCAUCCCUAAGACAUUUCGGAAUGCUGAGCCAGUCAAUCUUUUCCAACACCUGGUGCUCAAUUCUACGGCACAUUCACAGGCAGUGGAAGAGUUCCACAGCCUACUGACCCAGGUGAAAACUCUGCCUCAUGCCCAUUUGGCUGAGACACUUUAAUAUAAAUGUCAUUAAAAGGGGGGGAGAAGUUAUUUCUGACUCAGACUGCAAGAGUUUCUUUUUUCUGAUACAUCAGAGGUAUUUGGGACUUCCCCUGUGCCAUAGCAUGAGUCAACAGCAUAACCUG